AUGAGCGAGGAAGCGUCCAUCUUGCUCGGCCUGCCCGCCAAGGACGUCGCCGUCGACGACGCAUGCCCCUACACGGCCAAGUUGGGCGGUCUGCCGGCGUACUACGACCCGGCGACCUCGCUGCCCUACGAAGAUCUCGUCUGCCCGCGCUGCCAGCACCAGCUCUACCUCGUCGCCCAGGUGUAUGCACCAGUGACAACCGAUCGCACGCUCUACAUCUUCGGCUGCAACUCGAUCAAGUGCACGACGACGCCCAACAGACGCGCCGCCGCCGCCCGCCCGGCAGCGACGCCCGGCUGGGGCGACGACGAUGACGACGACGACGAUUGGGGUGAUGUGGGCACCUCUGCAUGGGGCGCUCCGGUUGCCGCUACAUCGUCAACUGUCGAUCUCGAAGCGCUUCUUGAUGCGCGCGACUCGGCCAUGACGACCAAGGUCGCUUCGGCACCUGCCAAGCCCAAGGCAACGAGCACGACGACCUCGGCCAGCGCGCGCCCGCACUUUCCCGCCAUAUCGCUGCACGUGGAAGACGAGCCCGAGUCGGCGGGUGCCGAGCGCUACCAGCACGAGACGCAGCUCCUCAACGCGUACUUGGCCGAAGAGGAAAAGGAGAACGCGACCGAGGUCGCGCGGCUCAAGACGAUCCUCAAGGCCAAGACCGACGUCGUGGCGUCCAGCGCCGGCGAAAGCGAGUCGGUCGAAGCGUACGAGCGCACGCCCUUGCGCGAGAAGCUCUUUCUUCGCUUCCAGAAACGCAUGAAGCGAGCGCCGACGCAGUGUCUGCGGUACCACUACGGCGGGAACCCGCUCUGGUCGUCGCCGCCGCCCAAGAUCGACGUGCCGCCGUGUCCCUGCGGCGCGUCCCGCGUCUUUGAGCUCCAGCUGGUGCCAACGACCAACUACUUUUUAAACGUGGAGAAAUACGCCCACGAGACGCACACGGAAGGCGCGGGCAUCGUGCUGGGCGGCGGCAUGGACUGGCAAACCGUGCUCGUCUGGUCGUGCCCCGACAGCUGCACUCGCAGCCACGAAGAAUUUGUGUACGUGCAGCCCGUCACGGACGCCUCGACAAAACCCCAGCUCGACUAAGAGAGAACCUUCUUGCAGCGUAC
Molecule: messenger RNA, 1112 nt
Organism: Saprolegnia parasitica CBS 223.65
Lineage: Eukaryota; Oomycota; Saprolegniomycetes; Saprolegniales; Saprolegniaceae
Exons: 5
Coding region: 1-1089 (362 amino acids)
Cellular component (GO): cytoplasm
Source: RefSeq, a predicted model, not a curated record